Molecule: messenger RNA, 318 nt
Organism: Adineta ricciae
Lineage: Eukaryota; Metazoa; Rotifera; Eurotatoria; Adinetida; Adinetidae
Source: the annotation of a GenBank genome assembly
AUGAACGAUCAAACACCACGAAAGAAUGAGCUACCUCCAACAAAAGCAUCAGGAAAUCAUUUGUAUACGAAGUUACAAGUUCAUUUCGGUGGUGAUGUUCAAGACAUCGUCUUAAAAUCCGAAAAAGAACCAACUUGUAAUGAACUUGGUCAAGUUUUACAGGAAGUCUUUCGUAUUCCACUCGCCGAACAAUUAGUUUACUUUCGUGGUCAACGCCUUCAUCAUAACAAUUCAUCUGCAGGUAAUCGCCCAUUGACAAGAUAUGGCAUUUUUUCGGGAAAUACGAUAAUAUUAGUUGGAAAACGAGGCUUACUCUAA